AUGGGGAAGGACCAGGAACUGCUGCAGGCGGUGAAGACCGAGGACCUGCUCACGGUGCAGAAGCUGCUGCAGAGGCCUCGACCCGGGAAAGCAAAGCUCUUGGGUUCGACGAAGAAAGUCAAUGUGAACUUUCAGGACACAGACGGGUUUUCUCCUCUGCAUCAUGCUGCUCUCAAUGGGAACGCGGAGGUCAUCUCACUGCUGCUGGAGUCUCAGGCUGCAGUGGACAUCAGAGACCAGAAAGGUAUGCGCCCGCUGCACUAUGCCGCGUGGCAGGGCAGAGCUGAGCCAAUGAAGAUGCUGCUUAAAGCGGGCUCCUCUGUGAACGGCCAAUCAGAUGAGGGACAGAUCCCUUUGCACCUGGCAGCGCAGCACGGACACUACGACGUGUCUGAGAUGCUCCUGCAGCACCAGUCUAAUCCGUGUAUAGUGGAUAAUGCAGGAAAGACGCCCCUGGACCUGGCCUGCGAGUUCGGACGUGUGGGGGUGGUGCAGUUGUUGUUAUCCAGUAACAUGUGUGCUGCGUUGUUGGAGCCUAAAAAAGGAGACACCACAGAUCCUAAUGGGACGUCUCCUCUUCAUCUGGCUGCAAAGAAUGGACACAUAGACAUCAUCAGACUCCUGAUCCAGGCGGGUAUAGACAUCAACAGGCAGACCAAAGCAGGCACUGCCCUGCAUGAAGCCGCUCUAUGUGGGAAGACUGACGCAGUGAGACUCCUGCUGGAGUGUGGAAUCAAUGCUACAGUGAGAAACACCUACAGCCAGACUGCGCUGGACAUUGUUUAUCAGUUCACUGCGACACAAGCCAGUCGAGAGAUCAAGCAGCUGCUCAGAGAUGCGUCAGCUGCUCUCCAGGUCCGAGCUCUGAAGGAUUACUGCAACAACUACGACCUGACCAGCCUCAACAUCAAAGCAGGAGAUGUCAUCACGGUUUUAGAGCAACACCCAGACGGCCGCUGGAAAGGCUGUAUCCAUGACAACCGGACAGGAAAUGACAGAGUGGGCUACUUCCCGUCCACCAUGGUCGAGGUCAUCAGCAAGCGCACAGGUUUGGCCAGCACAGUCAUUUGCACUCAACAGUUUCAAAAGAUACCACUGGUUCCCCCGGCAACGGUUGCCCCUGCCAACGCGGUAGUCAACGGCAACGACACCACGUUCCAUCAGAUCCAUAUCCUGCCUCCACCGCCUCCUCCUCCACCACAUUCCCAUCAGCCACUGCUUCCACUUUUCACUUCCUUUGGCUAUAGCAGGUCGCCCGUGACAACCCCACAGGGAGACACACCCACUGCCCCAGGUUGUCGCGGCUCAGAGGCCAGUCCUCACAGCUCUCCCACCCCAUCCAGCGGGCCCCAUGGAGGCUCCAACGAGGAGAUCUGGGUCCUGCGCAAGCCCGUGGCAGGUGGAGACCGCAGCAGUCUGGGCAGCUCGGGCAGCGUGGCCAGUGUCAGGUCGUCGGGCAGCGGACAGAGUGCGGGCAGUGCUCCACACAUCCUCCACGCUCAGGCCGAAGGGGUCAAGCUCUUGGCCACAGUGCUGUCACAGUCGACCAAAGCCAAGGAGCACUUAAUGGAACAGUCGAAAUCUGUGGACCAGCCCUCAGGAUCGGCCCCAUCCUCGCGGACAUCGAGCCAAUCAGGCUGCCCACUCCACGAAGCGCCGCCCUAUGACGCCGUGCCCACUCGGAAGGCAGAGGGAGCCGGGGAGGGGAAGAGCUCAGAGGCUGUGGUCCAGUGGCUGAGCGACUGUCAGCUGCAGGUCUACGCUCCAAACUUCCUGAGUGCGGGCUAUGACCUGGCCACCAUUAGCCGAGUGACCCCUGAGGACCUGACAGCCAUCGGAAUCACAAAACCCGGCCACAGAAAGAAAAUCAGCUCGGAGAUUAACAAGAUCAGCGUCACAGAGUGGUUGCCAGAACAGAAACCAGAUAAUCUAGGUGAAUGGCUGAAUGCUAUUGGUUUGAGUCAAUACCAUCAAGUUCUGGUGCAAAAUGGCUACGAGAACAUUGACUUUAUCACAGACAUCACGUGGGAGGACCUACAGGAGAUUGGAAUCACAAAACUAGGGCACCAGAAGAAGCUGAUGCUGGCAGUGAAGCGCUUAGCUGAAAUACAGAGAGGGACAGAUGGACGUGGCUCCAUGAGAAAGAAGCCUCCACCAAUCACAACACAGCAGGACGUGACUUCUAUGGACAGCCCGCCUCCAGACGAGCUGAUGUCUCCUAAGAUGAGCACUUUCCAGGACAGUGAGCUGAGCACGGAGCUCCAGAACGCCAUGAGCCAUCCAGGACCAGAGGUGAAAGCCCCGCGCACACGCACUCUCAGCCGGGACCAUGACGACGCAGUCAACCACGGACCACCCAAAAAAGAGGCACGCACCAUGAGGCAACAGAGCAGUCAGAGCAGUACCUCCUCCUCCCACAGGGGCAGUGUGUCCUCACAGGGCAAACACCGACACUCUCACUCCCAGCCUGCCCCCCCUUACACUCCACCCCACACGCCCACCAAGACCAGAAACUCCUCUUCCUCCUCCACUUCUUCAGUUCAGAGUACAGCGCCCCCGCAGGCCAAACCCAGAACUUCUCCUCAGCUCAGUCAGGGGGAAAGACCUCAGUCUCCAAGAACCCAACCUCCACAGUCCCCCACACAUCGAGCGCCCUGUAACCAACAGACAGCACAAGUCCAGGAGAAUGCACAAGUCCCAGUCCUGUGUUUACCCCCAGAGCAGGAUGUGACCGAGGAGGAAAGUGAGGAGGCACUCCAAAUGAGACGCGCACGCACUUUGAACCGCCAUGCUGUGUCCGAUGGGGAGUGCGACCAAACGAUCGUCCAGAACUCAACUGCAGUCCGACCAGAAGGAGUUAAAUAUGCCACCGUCACUCACCGUGUCAGCCGGAGCCAUUCAGCUCGCAACCAGGAGAAGACCUUAAAUCACACCAAAACUCAAUCCAUUGCCCUCCGACAGAAAAAGAAGGGCCCUCCUCCUCCUCCACCCAAACGUUCCAGCUCAGCCAUUUCCAGCUCCAGCUCGAACCUGUGUGAGGCCACCACGCAGCAGCCCACCCACAGCACCACGGGAGGCAUGCUGGACGUGCCUUACCACCAGCAGAGGAGGGCCAGUGAUCUGGGCAUGUCUGUGGAGAGCGGCGGAGUGGUCGAGACUACCAGUAUGGGCAGCGUGAGGAGCAUAGCCGCCAUGUUGGAGAUGUCUUCCAUUGGGGGAGGACCUAAAGGAAUGGCACUGCAGAAGAAUUUCAUGCAGGUGGGUAAAGGUCGUGAGACUGUGGGUCUGGAUGGUGAGGUGGUGAACAGACGCAGGACCAUCAGCGGCCCCGUCACUGCAGAGCUGGUGGCUGCAGCCAUGAGAGAGCAGCCUUUGACUGCUUUCACCCCCAAUGCUGUCCCAUCAGCAGUCUCCCCGAACCAGCUGGCCUCUCCUCAGCCCCUCUCCUCCCCUCAGCCUCUCUCCUCCCCUCAACCCCUGUCCUCCCCUCAGCCUCCUUCCUCUCCUUACCCCCCCUCCUCACCUAUCCCCCCUUCCUCACCUAUCCCCCCCUCCUCGCCUCACCCGGGCUCUGCUGGCAGUGGCAGUGGGAGCUCAUCAGAAAACCUUCCGUUUGCUGAAGAGGGCAGCCUGACCAUCCGGCGGCAGGGGCGUGGUGAAGGCGAAGGACAGUGUGUAUUUUGUGUGUGUCUGCAGGGGGACCGGGAGCCCACCCACACAGAGGCGGGGUACCCCCAGGAAGAAGUGCCCAGCGUAGAGACCACGCCCACCCUGAAGCGCCGACCUCGGAAAAGCCAGCCCAACGGCACAGACUUCACCCUGCAGGAGUCCUCCACCGUCAAGCGGCGCCCCAAGAGCCGCGACAAGGAACCAGAGGGCUACCCCGAACUCAACACCACCAACGGAGAAGUGACCCAGGCCCCCAACACCACCCAGCCAAUCCCUUAUCAGAACGGCACAGGUGGCACAGGUAUGGUGAAACGGAGGUCUGUGGUGGAGGGAGUUACGGAGCAGCCCCAGAGGGAGAUGGGACCACCCCCCAGGAGAGACAGUCUGGACCAGAGCACACAGCUGGAGGGUGAGGGGGCUCCACUGAGGAAACCCAAGCCCCCAGUGUCGCCCAAACCUGUGGUGGCUCAGAUCAGGAGGCAGGGAGCACCCAUGAACCAGCCACAGGGACAACCAGGGUCCAACCGGAGGGUCCCACUGCCUGGACCGGGGACUGAUAACAGCCCAGCUGAAGGCAAGAAGAUCCCUCCACCUGUCUCCCCUAAACCUGCGCCACCUCCCACAGCGCCCAAACCUGCCAAACUGCUGCACUCCACGACCAGCCCAUCCAUGUCUAGUCCCGCCCCCGCUCCUGUCAGAGCACACUCUGUGGUGUCCCCUCCACUGCUGAACCAGACCAACACCCCCAGCCCGCCCAACACCAAGUCUCCCAGCCCUAUACCCAACGCACACACCCCACCCACACCACAGACUCCGCCUACACCGCAAACUCCACCCACACCACAGACUCCGCCUACACCGGCCACGCCUAGCCCCACGCCGCCACCCGUCAAACCGCCACGCUCCUCCAUUGGGGGCGUGUCUGUGGACAGUGGCAUGGGCACACAGGGCAGCACAGGGCUGUCCCAGUCUCCUGCUAAUGCCAACACAGACCUCAGCGUGGACGCCCUGGUGCAGCAGAAGCUGGAGGAGACCAGCGCCUCUCUGGCUGCAGCACUGCAGGCCGUGGAGGACAAGAUCCUGCGUCAUGACGACUCCAUUGCAGAGCAGAAGUCCACAGUGAGCAUCCUGGACGACAUCGGCAGCAUGUUCGAUGACCUCGCCGACCAGCUGGACGCCAUGUUGGAGUAACUGUGGAUUCUGCUUCCGUGUCUCCAUGGCAACGCUGCAGUACAAGUGGGAUUUCAACGACACAAACAGAGAUGCCACAAGACUUUGGACACAAGUCCAUUCUCAGUCUCUCCUGCUCCCUCUGCCUGAAAUACAGACUUUGGCAGGACGGAGUGGAAGAAAAAAGGAUGAUGAGAGAGGUAAAUCAUGAAACAAAAAAAUGAAGGAAGGAAUGCAAAAAUGGGACCACAAUCACAUGUCUUUUAAGAACUGAAUUAUGGAUGAACUAUCAACAAAGCUUAAUGUAAUGAUCCAUAACAUGGUAUGUGUACAUUUAAAGCAUGGAGAGUUUAUAUCUACUUGACAAAGUUCUGCAUUAGCACAGUAAUAUAUAUAUAAAUAUAGAUAUAAUAUACAAUAUGAAUCUAGCUCUUUGGUUCGAUGUCUUGGUUCAUGUGUGGAAUGGUGACCUCUGGUGUUGUGACGAUGUAAAUGAAUCGGUGGAAAACAAAAAAGAAAAAAACAAAAAAACAAAAACAGAAUAUUAUUUGUGACCAAAUGGAGACCGUGGAGCUCCCGAGGCGCGUUUGGGUGAGUGGGUGGUAACUUUACAGGAUUUUCAUUUGUCACGUUGCUUCCGGCACAUUCUUCAAGGAAAACAGGAGAAGCACAAGGCACUGACUGGCACAGAACAUACACAACACAAGGGAGAGAGGGGGAGAGGGAGAGAGGAGCAGGAGGCAGCUGGAGGA
Messenger RNA from Boleophthalmus pectinirostris (great blue-spotted mudskipper), 5591 nucleotides. RefSeq names its product CASK interacting protein 1 (gene caskin1). Lineage: Eukaryota; Metazoa; Chordata; Actinopteri; Gobiiformes; Gobiidae. The transcript has 24 exons. Gene Ontology annotation, molecular function: protein binding. The record is from RefSeq and is a predicted model, not a curated record. The coding region runs from base 1 to 4860 and encodes 1619 amino acids.